Molecule: messenger RNA, 954 nt
Organism: Onthophagus taurus
Lineage: Eukaryota; Metazoa; Arthropoda; Insecta; Coleoptera; Scarabaeidae
Source: RefSeq, a predicted model, not a curated record
CACAACAAAAUUCUAAAUUGUCAUUUUAUGACGUUUAAAUUAUUAUGACAUUUAAAAUUAAUGUCAUAAAUGGUCAUAAAACCAUGAAUGAAACAGUAUUUAUUAUGAAUGCUGUCAAUUAUUUGAAAACUAUCUGUCUCAUUAUGAUAUCUUCUUGGACACCAAGAACUGUGAGAGCGACUGUGGAUGUAAACUUACCUGAACUACAGUAUUUAGCCGAUCAUUUAGACCCUAAAGAAUGUCGGAAAUUAGUAGCAGCCCUUCAUUUCCACUCCUAUGAUCUUCCCAAUAACAUAGAAGAAGCAGAAUUAAGAUUAGCAAAAGAUAUGAGUUGUAUAAGACUCUUGUUACACUGGAACGGAACUCCGGGUGAAGGUAAAGGCGAAACUCACGAAGUUUUAAGCCGAAGACUUCGCCAAUUGGGGCGACAAGAUUUAUCCGAUUGGUUGGGAAGAACGGUUUUUCACGAAUUGGGGAAAGAUAUCGAAAGGAGUUUGGAUGCACCGUUUAAAGCCUUUUUAACUACAUCACCACCAAAAAGUGGAUAUGGACCUCAAUAUGUUAUCGAUGAAAAACCAACCCUUCCAAACUUCGAUUGGCUUCCAAUAGACACCAUUUCUUUUACGAUUAUCAUCGUUUUAUUGAUUGUUAUAAUCGGCUUAGUUUGUUUAGCGAUUUUUAGAAGACUUUGUAAAAAUGACAAGAAAAAGAAAUCAAGAAAGGGAAGGAAAAGAUUUGGGGAAAAAUCGGGUAAAGAGACGGGCUCAAAUUCAAGAUAUAAUCGUUUAAAUUCUGACGAUGAAGGAUGCAGUUGUAGCACGGAAAGUGACACUGAGAGUACACCGAAUAAAUUAAAUAUAUGAAAAACAAAAAAAUCUUUUUAUUUUUAAUGUUAUAAGUAAUUAAAAAUUAAUUAAAUGAUUUUUUGAGGUUAUGUUAAAAUUAGUCUUUUGA